GCACACGUCAGGGGUCAGAGUUGAAACCUUGAAGGAGGACUCGUGCUUGGACUGUUCGCGGGAAAAGGUCCCAAAACAAAACAGUUCUGUUGAACACGCGACCCAUUUCCGACACUGUCUGAACCAAUCGGUGCGUUAAACUAAUCGAUCAGAUCGAUAGGAGCGUCUGCUUCAAAGGCGGGACUAGAGUAGCCCUAUGCUACCAAACUGAGAGAGUUACUAACAUUUGCUAGCUAACCUACUCGAGGUAUCCCCAGGCUAACACAACAGUGCUACUGUGUUAGCUUUGAGAGGUAUCGGUUGUCCCCGACGGGAGGCUAAAGUUAGCGGCUUGAAGGACUCUGUUUACCGGGGACACAAAUGGCGGAAAGACCCGAAGACCUGAACCUUCCCAACGCGGUGAUCACCCGCAUCAUCAAGGAGGCGCUCCCAGAUGGGGUGAACGUGUCGAAAGAAGCCAGGAGAGCCAUAUCCCAAGCUGCCAGCGUGUUUGUGUUGUACGCCACGUCCUGUUCCAACAACUUUGCCAUGAAAGCCAAACGGAAAACUCUCAACGCGGGCGACGUGUUGGCUGCGAUGGAGGAGAUGGAGUUUGAGAGAUUCUUGGAGCCGCUCAGAGAAGCUCUGGAAGUCUACAAGACGGGUCAGAAGGGAAAGAAGGAAGUGUCCGAGCAGAAACGCAAAGAUAAAGAGAAGAAGGCCGACUCUGAGAACGAUAAGAGCAGGGAGGAGGAGGAAGAGGAGGAGGAGGAGCGCAUGGAGGAGGAGCCUGAAGCAGAGAACGAUGCAGAGGAGGAAGAGGAGGAAGAGGAAGAAGAAGAGGUGGAGAACUGAUGUCAGCGAGGACGCCACGGACGAUGAAAUGCAUCCCUGCCCCCGCGAUGCGUUGUAGCAGGAAGAGCUCGGGGGGGGGGGGGGGGGGGGGUUUCAUAAAUAACUUCUUUGUGCAGCUGCUGUCAAUCAAACCUUAAGUCCAACUACACUCUUCCUGAUGUUGUGUACAUAUCUUUUGAUAAAAAUUAGUUGGCAGAGUUGGGUAAAGCAGCUUUUCACUUCCCCUUUUGUCCAGUAGAUGACCUUCAAAUGGUACCAAUGCUGAAAGUAGGCCGUGUCUUUGGUCCAAUCACAAGUGGGCUCACAGCUGACAGCGCAAAUCAAGCUUAACGUCGCCCGGCGUCAGAAAGGCCAGACACGUCGCUUCAGUCUGCCAGAAAUGAGUAGAACAUCACAAUGGGCCUCUUUGAAAAAUUCUGCUGAAAGAUGUCAUUCUGAGAUCCGUCCUCAUUGGGGACACAAACGUCCCGCUGUCUACUUGUGAUCAACGAUUUAUGUAAGCUCAUUGAAAUGGUCUUAAUAUGUAGAAUUUAAUUUGGGGAA
This is a messenger RNA of Pungitius pungitius (ninespine stickleback), 1377 nucleotides long. It is a transcript of the gene pole3, whose product is annotated as polymerase (DNA directed), epsilon 3 (p17 subunit). The record is from RefSeq and is a predicted model, not a curated record. Gene Ontology annotation, biological process: heterochromatin formation; DNA damage response; leading strand elongation. Gene Ontology annotation, cellular component: CHRAC; epsilon DNA polymerase complex. The transcript is spliced from 4 exons. Gene Ontology annotation, molecular function: chromatin DNA binding; protein heterodimerization activity. Bases 361 to 834 code for a protein of 157 amino acids. NCBI's taxonomy places the organism in Eukaryota, Metazoa, Chordata, Actinopteri, Perciformes, Gasterosteidae.